GUUUGCCCAUUUUCUUCCAACUAUUUCUCCGUGUCCUCUGUUCCCCUCUCAGUCUUGUUUUCUGCUUAUCCAUGAUUAGGGUUUCAUUCCCUGCCGAUGUUGUUUUGCUCGAUGCAACUGUAGCUGUCACCGAAUUUUCACACAUUGUCAUUCUACUGGUGUUCACUGAGUAUGGACUCCCAAAACAGUCAACGUGAUAUGAGAUCCCCAUCUGCUGCCACUACAUCACCCGUUAGUUCAUGUCGGAAGAAGAAGUCUGAGGAUGCCACCUUCUUGGAAGAUGUAAAAGAUCAUAUUGAUGAUUUUAUCCAUGCUUCCAUGGAUGAACACAAAACUUGCUUUAAGAAAAGCAUUCAGAAGAUGUUUGGGAUGUCAAAGAUUGUUGCAGAAAGGAAUUCUGAACUUAAUGAAGUUGAAAGUGUUCUGCCCCUUCAAACAACAAUAUCCAAGUAAAAUGCCUUGCACCCUUCUGUCAUAGCUUCUAGCUGGAUCAAAGUAAUAGAACACUGCCUUUUUCCUUAAAUUGUUUAUAUUUUAUAUUCAACAAAUUUUUUUUCCUUAAUUGUUUCUAUUUAUGGCACGAAUCAUAUUCUAUGCUUCCAUUUAGCGCGAUUCACAAUGGAGCUAUAUGCAUAUUAAAUAAGCUGGACUUGACCCCAAGGGUUUUCCCCUUUGGCAUACCAAAAUAAUUUCAAUUCACAAUGGGUAGAUGUGCAUAUAAUUCUGAAA
Messenger RNA from Malania oleifera, 729 nucleotides. RefSeq lists its product as uncharacterized. The record is from RefSeq and is a predicted model, not a curated record. Lineage: Eukaryota; Viridiplantae; Streptophyta; Magnoliopsida; Santalales; Ximeniaceae. The coding region runs from base 172 to 453 and encodes 93 amino acids. The transcript has 4 exons.